Molecule: messenger RNA, 2391 nt
Organism: Nothoprocta perdicaria
Lineage: Eukaryota; Metazoa; Chordata; Aves; Tinamiformes; Tinamidae
Gene: OIP5
Product: Opa interacting protein 5
Exons: 5
Coding region: 1-651 (216 amino acids)
Biological process (GO): CENP-A containing chromatin assembly; chromosome segregation
Cellular component (GO): nucleus; chromosome, centromeric region; chromatin
Source: RefSeq, a predicted model, not a curated record
AUGGCGGUGCGGCGGCGCCUGCAGGAGCUCUUCCAGGACCCGCAGCUCGGCGGCGUCGUCACCGUGGAGCGGCCGCCGCCGCCGCCCGCUCCUCCCGCUCCCACCGCGCCGCAGCCGCGGCGGCGGGGCCCGCGGCCGGAGGAGUGCGCCGUGUUCCAGUGCCGCGCCUGCCGCGCCGUGCUGGGCGACUCGCUGCACCUGUGCGCGCACGAGGAGCGGCGAGUCACCGGGGACGUGGCGCGCGAGGAGCCGCAGCUGAUCGGCCUCGAGGGAGCCCUGCUCGGCUGCACUUUCAAUGCGUUAUCCUGCCGUGCAUGUGGCUUGACCGUGGGCUUCGUGCUGUACUCCGCUUUCAGCGACCUGGCUUAUCUGCGAGGCUUCUUCUGCUUCUUCAAGGACAGCAUCCUUUGUUACCUCUUAAAAAAUAAAAUGAUAGUAGAAGCCUCUAAAGUAAAAUUUCCUGCUUUGAGCCUCAAGGAAGAUCUUGCAAAACUAAAAGAAAAGCUUGUGACAGUCCACAUGCGCCUGGAAUUGCUGAUGAAGAAGCUGGAGGAACUGAACCAAAAGAGCAAUGUGGCAGAAAAGCACAGCGCUGCAUCAGAUGCAGCUGGCUUCACAGCAGGAUAUGCAAAAGUCAAGAACAACAAUUAAUCUGUCAUUUUAAAGACCUACUGGAGUUGUUCCUGCCUCUCUGCAGGGUUUGUUCAUUAUGAUGAAAUAAUGCAUCAGAAAGGGUCAGCAUCUUAAUCUGUCACUUAUCUGUCGAUAGAAAGAACUUAGGCUGAAGCGCUUCUCUUCAGCAUAGGGGGAACAUGUGCAAAUCUUAACAUCCUGAAGCUGUGGUGUGGAAAACAAAUAGGUCACUAUACAGCACAGCACUCUCUGAGGCAACAGAACUACUGCUGUGCUUCUCCUUAACAACUUUAGGGGAAAAGCUGCCGUCAAAAAGUUGAACUCAGGAGUUUUGCGGACUGUAUAAAACAUAUCAGUAGGUUGAUAAAGAAGAGGAACCAUUAUAAACUAAACCUUACAGAGGUCUAAAGUUUUGGUCUUUCGCAUAGAAUGUUUAUGCCAGCCAGCUGUUGGUCAAGUGGCUGUUGGCUGCACCAGGUAUGAGCAGAACUGCUAAACGGUGUCCUGACAGUCACUUCAAGCGUCUGCGUGUGGCCUGUGGCAGCGCGGGGCGCUCACGGAAGCGGCUGGGCGAGCCCAGUGCGCGGCCACGGAGGCACCUCGCUGCCUGCAGCACAGGGACUCACGUAGAGGUACCUGCCACAUCUUCGGGCAGCCUCGGCUGCGCUGUGCUGAGCGCCAUGGUUGUGCUGCGCUGCCUCCCUUUCUCUCUGCUCUGGCAGCCUCAGACUGUGGGCAGCUGCUUCCAACAGAUUUGAGCCCAUCUCUCUGAAACAGAAGCCAUGAAGUUAAGGAAAGCCUCCUUCCCCUCUGCUCAGUCAUGGGAUCAUGGGAACGUAGCGCUGCUGAAGCUGUGCUGGUCUAACUGCUGCCUUUCUUUGGCCAGCCAAGAUGUUUCACAAAAUAUACCAGAAAGUCCCUCCCUCAUCACCAUUUCUGCAGGUUUUGCAUAGGUUCGGUCUCCUCCAGCCACCUGGAAGCUCAUCGAGUGGAGAGGAAAGAAUUCUACUUGCUAAUAGGACUGAACAUUUUAGUCUUUAACUCCCAUGAGUUGAACGAUUAAGGGACCUUUUUCUCUCCCUCCCACUGCCUUAAAGUUUGAUGUUUUAAAUGUUCUAUUAAGCUUAGUAAUUGCCUGCAAUAGGCUAGGGAGGAAUACAUUUUCUGCAUUGACUUAAUUCUGGUGAUGUGAUUUGCCCUUCCUGGCUUCUAUUUCCAUGUAGGAAUGGCAGACUACUUCCCAUAGCAAGGUGUGGUUGUUUUGAUCAAUUUGUAAAAAUAACUCUUAAAUUUGACUGGAGGGGAGGGAAUGAAACUCACUGCAAGGCACCCCAUGGGGUUUAAGUGAGCAGCUGGUACUUACACUACUGUUUAUGUACAGCGUGUGCUGCUUUUUGGUUAAUACUUCCUGGGUUCUCUCAAAGUUUGUUCUGAUCGAGAUAUGACACAGUAUCAACAGCUAUCCUACUAGAAGAGGAGCAGGGCUCCUUCAGUUAAAUUACAGUACUGUAUGCUACCUGAAUGACUAUUAUUGCUAGUUUUAGAUCUUUGACAGGUGUGAGUGCAGAAAUGCAGUGCUUUUCAAUGACAGUUAAAUUGAAGAUAUCAAAAGUAACUACUUGAAAUAAACAUUACACUCGCGUGAGACAUUUCAUUCCCUGAAAUGAUGUAUGUUAUCCUCUCAAAAAAGCUCUAGCACCCUUAUCCUGGGAACUGCUCUUUUUAGAGUUGUCACUGUAUAUUCAUGUAAGGCUGGAA